CCUUCAGGUGCGACAUGGUCGGAGAAGAAACGAAGAGAGAAAACCAGCGAGCAUUUCACAGUGUCGAAUGAGCCAGGCACAGACUGACAGCAAGACUUCGUUCGUCCUCAGAAGGGGAAGACCGCACGAGCUCGGACUACUUGCGACUCUAUCGACAGACGUGUUUCAUCCUCGCGGAGCAUGGUUCUCGAUCCUCCAGAACGUCAAACAUACCCUCAUCGUCUGGGACCUCCAAGCUCAGUUCUACAACAGAUUCUAUAAGUGGCCGGAAAUUGCUUCCUCAUUUGAACCGCCGAUAAGCGAAUAUCGCUAUGCUCUCUUGGUCGCCAGUCUUUCCAAUGGAAAUGCAAUUGGGAUGACGGAGCUCUGUGUUGCGCCAUGUCCUAUUGAUAAGGAUGUGCUCGAAGGGCUUGGCUUGUCGCUCUCUGCUCCUUAUCUGUCAAAUCUUGCGGUUAUGGAGAAGUAUCGGAUGGAGGGGAUCGGAAAGGCGCUCGUGCGAUGGUGCGAGGAGCUCAGUAUCGAAUGGGGACAUUCCGUGAUCUUCCUGCAUGUGGACGUUGCCAACGUGAAUGCCAUCAACUUCUACAAGCGGCUGGGAUUCCAACAGCAAACUCGGGAUGUGACGUGGUACAAGCGGAUCGGACGAGAAGACAUGUCUGAACAAGAUCAAAUCGUCAUGUACAAGCUGCUGGACUCCAAUUUGCAUUCUCUCAAGGAUGGCAAGGCAAUUCAGGACGAUGAUUUAUCGUUGCAGGAAUGAAGUCAAAACAUAU
Messenger RNA from Guillardia theta CCMP2712, 773 nucleotides. RefSeq lists its product as hypothetical. Lineage: Eukaryota; Cryptophyceae; Pyrenomonadales; Geminigeraceae. The transcript is spliced from 11 exons. The record is from RefSeq and is a predicted model, not a curated record. Gene Ontology annotation, cellular component: cytoplasm; NatA complex. Gene Ontology annotation, molecular function: N-acetyltransferase activity. Gene Ontology annotation, biological process: mitotic sister chromatid cohesion. The coding region runs from base 68 to 760 and encodes 230 amino acids.